AUGAGACAACACUUAAUUGCAAUUCAGUAUUUGCUAAUCGUUUACAAUGUAUGUUGCCACUGGUGUAUGGCAACGCGAAUUAUCAGCAUUUAUGCAUUUCAAUUCCGUCAAAAUUUACCCAAAAGGGUCUAUAAGCACAUAGAACUUACAAUAGAUACGAAUCAACCCCCGGAAAUCACACUUAGAUACGAGGAACCAGAUAGUCUUGCACCAUAUAAAUCGGCACUAGAGAUCAAAAAUGAUUAUAAACCAGUAAGAGUAAAAUUAGCCGGGGCAGUAAAAAUCAAAAAAAUUGAAAAUUUUGGCCAUUUGGCCACGGUGGGUAUUGAUUAUGGGAGAAAUAAAAUUGGAGUGUUUACACCUAAAACCUCUGUCACGCUAUAUAAUGAUUGCGAUUUUUGGGAAAAACUAAAGGCCCUCUUACCGAAAGAGCCUUAUCAGAUAGUUGUGGGUUUACCUUACCAGCAAUAUAGCCCAAAUAUAGGCGCCCAAAACACGAGUGUCGAUUGUGCUGACAAAAACCACCUGUUUUAUCUUCCACAAAUACUAACUUGCAUCGACUUUGCAAGCACUCUGGUUACCAACCUGUACAAUUAUUACUGCGAAACUAGGGAUUUUCAGACUAAUGACCAGGGCCAAGGUGUGUGUUACAUCUGCAGAUGUCAAUUAUGUCUCAUUAAAGGUAAACACAAAUCAACCGCACAUCCAUCGGACAUAAUUUGCCCAGAAAAAUUUGAAAUAAUUGACACAACUAAAUUAUUAGUACCUCCAGUGUUCCUAUCAUCAGAAUCAUACAGUUCCACAAACUCGGACGUAUUUUCAAAAAACAUAUCAUAUGUCAAAAAAUUUCGGAGAAUGGAUAUCCAUGCCCGUAGCAGCUGUUUGAUAGCCCUUGGGUUUGAACAAAACCCGCAUAGUUCGUUCUACUCUCUGCCGUCAGGCAAUUCUUUGCCGCUGGAAACCGGACACAGGAGGUUGUAUUUGAAGGCGCUAACUAAAAUAGCAAAACGGAUGACAUUGUAA
This is a messenger RNA of Babesia microti strain RI, 1023 nucleotides long. RefSeq lists its product as hypothetical. The coding region runs from base 1 to 1023 and encodes 340 amino acids. Lineage: Eukaryota; Apicomplexa; Aconoidasida; Piroplasmida; Babesiidae. The record is from RefSeq and is a predicted model, not a curated record. The transcript has a single exon.